AUCUCAUACCCCUUUCUCUUUUUAGUUUGCAGGAUUUCUUCCAAAAAGAAUCAACAAGUCAAUCCCAUUGAAAAUAUAUACUUUCUUCGUAUACAUACUCACAUGGUUUGUUGUUUUCUUUCAUUGUUAUUACCAAACCAAGACCAUCUUUUAAAAAUCUGGUUCUUGAAUUUGUCUUAACCAAACAUAGAACCACUCCUAUAAUAUUGUAACAGCCACCCCUUCUACUCUCCUCACAGCAAACAACAUCAUGGGCUUUGACGAUAAUGAUCACCCGUUUUUUGAUCACCACAGAACAAAGAAAUAUGAUCUUAACAGCAAGAUCAUGUUAACAGCCAUUAUUUCAUUAUCUAUAGUUAUUUUCUUCGUUAGCCUCCUUCAUAUAUACGCACGGUGUGUGCUUAGACGCCAAGCUCGACAGAGGGCGGCGCUUCAACAAUUAAGCGCCGCCCAAAUCGAGCCACCCAAACAAGGACUCCAACCGUCCGCUAUAGCUUCGCUUCCUAUAUUUACUUUCAAGCAGAAUAAUCUUGCCGAUGGUGCUAAAGAAAAUAAUUCUGUUGAGUGCACGAUUUGUUUGAGCGUUUUUGAAGAUGGCGAAACGGCUAGGACUUUGCCUAAUUGCAAACACGUUUUUCAUGCAGAGUGCAUUGAUAAAUGGUUGGUUUCUCAAUCAACGUGUCCAAUUUGCCGGACUGAGGCGGAGCCCCGGUUAGUUCCGGAGCCCCGAGAGGGCAUUGUAGGCCGCACUCCGCCCUCGGCGCCGUCGCUCGAGGGUGGUGAUUCAAUAAAUAUUGAAGUGAGUUCAGAUUGCGGAUUAACACAGCCUUCAUCAUCAUCAUUAGCUAAAAUUAGUGGACCAAGUUCGAGAUUAAGCUCGUUUAGGAGAAUGCUUAGCAGGGAAAUAUCAUCAAGACGAUUUCAAGCUGUUCAAUCUUGUGGUGAAGAAGAUGGUAUAAAUAUUGAUCUUGAGAGACAAUGAUUAAUAUAGUGCAAUUAGGUAUGAAUUUUGAUGUUUAUUUUUUGAUCAAAUUCGGUACUCCAUGGCUUCACUUCUUAGCCAUGGUAACAGCUCUGUCCCGUAGCUUUCUUGUAUACACACAAAGUACAUGACAAAAAUAGAUGAUUUGUUACUCCGGC
Molecule: messenger RNA, 1140 nt
Organism: Nicotiana tabacum (common tobacco)
Lineage: Eukaryota; Viridiplantae; Streptophyta; Magnoliopsida; Solanales; Solanaceae
Product: E3 ubiquitin-protein ligase ATL41-like
Source: RefSeq, a predicted model, not a curated record